This is a messenger RNA of Quercus lobata, 1248 nucleotides long. RefSeq lists its product as uncharacterized. The record is from RefSeq and is a predicted model, not a curated record. The transcript has a single exon. The coding region runs from base 1 to 1248 and encodes 415 amino acids. NCBI's taxonomy places the organism in Eukaryota, Viridiplantae, Streptophyta, Magnoliopsida, Fagales, Fagaceae. Gene Ontology annotation, molecular function: RNA-DNA hybrid ribonuclease activity; nucleic acid binding.
AUGGUACAUGGAGAUGUGGGGGAACUUAUGGUUGCUGAUCUGAUCAACUCGAAUUUACAUAUUUGGAGGAAUGAGGAAGUGAUGGCUUAUUUUCACAAGGAAGAGGCAGAUGCUAUUUGUCAAAUUCCAUUGAGCAGAAGGGAUGUCAAUGAUGAUAUAAUUUGGCUGCAUAAUUCAAAGAGGCUGUUCACAGUUAAGUCGGCUUAUCACGUGGUUAGGAAGCUUCUAAUUGAUGGCAAUUGGGUAGGAACUUCAGGGGGAUGUGCUGAAAGGAAGUUGUGGACCGCAAUAUGGAAGCUUAAGCUUCCAAACAAAAUAAAAUUUUUUGGAUGGCGGGCUUGUAAUGACAUACUGUCGACUGCAAUGAAUCUGACCAGAAGGAAAAUUAUCAAGGAAAGCAACUGCCUUUUAUGUAUGAGAGAGUUGGAAUCAACGGUCCAUGCCUUAUGGGAUUGUGUUGCGGUUCAGGAUAUAUGGACUGGCAGCAUCAGAAAAUUGCAGAAAUGGAGUGUACAUGGACAAGCAGAUAUGAAGCAGCUGAUGGAAGCUUUGUUGGAGCGCCUAACGUUGGAUGAAUGGGAUCUGUUUUGGGCUCAAGCAUGGUUCAUAUGGAACCAGAGAAACUGUGUGGUGCAUGGAGGCAAAUUGAAGGAACUGAGCAGUCUUACUAAGAGAGCGAAGGAGUUUGCUGAUGAAUUUAAACAAGCCCAAGAUCAUUUAGCUGUUCAGAAUAGACAGCAAGUUAGUGGGGAUGUUUGGCAACCUCCAUCAACAGCGGAAUACAAAUUAAAUUUUGAUGCAGUAAUUUUUUCCGGCUUGGACAGAUUUGGUUUUGGUGCUAUUGUUCGAAAUGAAAAGGGUCAAGUCAUGGCUACUAUAUCUGCUAGUGGACCGAGGGUGAAUACAAGUGAUGAGGCUGAAUUGCUUGCUUGUUGUAGAGCUAUUGAAUUUGCCAUUGAUGUUGGGUUCUCAAGGUUGAUAAUUAAGGGAGAUAACAGUAAUGUAAUCCAAGCCAUUUCUUCUCCUUUACAAAAUUUUUCACUGUUUGGGAAUGUUGUUAAUGAUAUUAGGUACCUGCUUUGUGGAUUACGGUGGGUUAGAGUUGGCUGUAUUAGGAGAGGAGCAAAUAAGGUGGCACAUGUUCUAGCUCAAUAUGCUAGGAAUACAUUAGAUGAGGAUAUGUAUUGGAUGGAGGACUCUCUCCCACCAGCCUUAGAAGCCUUGUAUCAUGAUUGUUUAUCUCUUUGA